AUGGACGGUCUUCAAUGGUGCUUAGGUCCAACCGAUCGGCCUCACCUCCUCCGCUAUCGCAACUUCGCAUCGGCAGCUCGCCUGCUCAGAACAGCCUAUCUCGAGCACAACUGCAAUUCGCCACAGGAUGAUGAAGAUGACGACGACUACGCACCAAGCUGGCGCCGCCAGCCGCCUGAUUGUUUUCACCAGAGCUCUCGCGACAUGCUGGAAUUUCUUCAGAAGCGCGCAUGGCCCGAGAUUCGCUACAACGUCUUCAGUACCGCCGGCACCGUGCUCCCAGCUGAGCUGACCGAACACGUCUUUCAGUAUGCCUUGAGCGCAGAAGAGCUGCCGCUGGAGCCGGACGCCUAUCGGAAAUACACCAAAGGGAAGGGUGACAGGAAAAGGAUAUGUUACAAGUUGAGACCAGGGUUGGAGUGCCAUCGUAUGGAGCACGAACCAAAAUCCAUGGCUUGGCGGAGCUUUUUCUCUGAGACGGACACCGAUGAGUCGGAAGUUGAUAGAUGA
Molecule: messenger RNA, 510 nt
Organism: Saxophila tyrrhenica
Lineage: Eukaryota; Fungi; Ascomycota; Dothideomycetes; Mycosphaerellales; Extremaceae
Exons: 1
Coding region: 1-510 (169 amino acids)
Source: RefSeq, a predicted model, not a curated record